CACGGAUUCACUUUGCACAAAUCUGCGUUUCGGGAUGCCCUGUGCCUCAGAUACGGUUGGCACCCGUCCAACCUCCCAGACAUAUGUCCAUGUGGAUCUAAAUUCUCAGUAGAUCACUCUCUGUCAUGUCCAACAGGAGGAUACCCCAGCAUCCGCCAUAACGAGGUCCGCGAUUUAUUUACCAACUUGUUGACAGAGGUUUGCCACGAUGUACACAAAGAGCCCGUUCUGCAACCUCUCAACGGCGAGGUAUUUCAAAAACGCUGUACUACCUCUGACGAAAAUGCCAGACUUGAUAUUGCUGUCAGUGGAUUUUGGGGUGGGCACUUCCAACGAACUUUCUUUGACGUCAGGGUCUUCAACCCUAAUGCCUCAUCCUACAAAUCAGUGCAGAUCCCGUCAUUAUAUAAACGGCAGGAACAAGAGAAGAAAAGGCGAUACGAGGAACGAAUUAAUAACGUGGAGCUUUCAUCGUUCACGCCAAUCAUUUUAGCAUGCACUGGAGGAUGCAGUAAACUGACGUCUAUUUUUUUGAAAAGACUAGCCUCACUUUUAUCGGAAAAGCACCACACCGAGUACAGCACAACUAUCAACUGGCUGAGAUGUCGACUGUCAUUUGCACUCCUUCGGGCCUGCGUGAUGUGUUUGCGAGGAUGCAGGUCCAAGCUUCACAGAACCUCAAGGGACUUCAACAUUCUGCUGGAAGCAGCAGAAAGUAGAUUAUAGAAGACUGUUUAUCUCAAAGUUGUUACAACCUAGAAACUUGUUGCUAUAGAGGAAGCUUUUACAUACAGUAGUAGUAUUUUGAAAAAAGUAGUAGAGAUUUUAUUAUUAUUAGUAGUAGUAGUAGUAGUAGUUUAUUCAAGUAGUAGUAGUAGUAGUGUGUUAGCAGAUGCCGUUUGAUUGUUCAAAUACACCAGUUCUCUCAGUAGUAGUAGUAGUAGUAGUAGUAGUA
This is a messenger RNA of Corticium candelabrum, 955 nucleotides long. RefSeq lists its product as uncharacterized. The annotation marks the transcript as partial. The record is from RefSeq and is a predicted model, not a curated record. Lineage: Eukaryota; Metazoa; Porifera; Homoscleromorpha; Homosclerophorida; Plakinidae. The transcript has a single exon.